AUGCGCCGUUGCCUCUUCGUUGUACGGCAUCCGAAAGCCUAUGCUGCCAUUCAUAUCGCACAGCACCAACUAGUUUCCGCUUCAACGACUUCUUGCUCCCUUGAGAGAACUCCCUUGCUCUGCGUUGAAAGUGGAAACGUUUCUGUUGAGCCCGCGAGGGUUCAGUUUGAUGGGCUGAUCAAAGAAAUAAAUGAAUUUCAGGUGAGGCGGAAGCGUUCUGAGCGCCGUCUUAACGUUCCCGCUUCAAAUAUACCUACAACAAAAACAAAACCGGCACAAGUGGAGCGAAAUGUAGCACGGGUUCCACAACCAUCGGGUCCAACCAGCUCGGUGGUAACAGACCCUUUAUUAUCAUCAGUGCCAUUUGUGUUGCGUGAUCCGCCGGUGUUAACUGAUGUCGCCUGCACUCUGCACGAGUUGGAGAGUGCACUUUUCCAAAUCUCAGAGGAUGAGGGGGCGUUACUCGACGAGAAGGUGAACGUCGUACCGGACGCGACCGCCGCAAAUAACGACGACGGCUACGUUGGUGCAUCCAGUGAAUUGGAAGGGAGUUGUGUUGAUGGGGGCCAAAGUGCUGCCACUGAGGACCGUCAAGCGGCAGCGGAUGCUGGGGAGCUUUUGAGUGCUCAGCCAGAUUCCCAAAACUCUGGACUGCGUUGCUGGCUUGAUGAUACCGUUGUUCCCACUUCGAGAAUUUGCAGCGACACCAGUCUCAAUACAACUUCACUGCAUGUGGAAUGGCUGUCGGAGCGCACCGUCGCAUUGGAGUUACGUGAAAACCCAGCCUCCGUUGUGGAUCUUGUCGCGGGACUCAACAGCGCACUUUCCACUCUGGAGGCGGUGAAGGAAUGGUCGCAUGGUCUCGUUGUAGUGCUCCGCACGGCUCGCGAUAUUCCCUUUUAUACCCCGAAACACUCAGAGUUGGAGUUGACCCCUAUAAAUCGCCUCGAGGUCAUGCGCGCGAAGUCUCGACUGUUUCGCCGAAUGGGAGAGGCGUCAAGGUGUGGAGUGGUAUUUGUAGGGGAGAUUGGUGUGUCCGCCCUAGACUUCGGCGCUGAGUUGCUCUUCACGUGUGCCAGGGUUGAAUUUCCAAUCUCCUGUGCAGAUGAAGUGCGCGUUGGAUUCCCCUCCCUUCAAUUCGGCGUGUGGCCCUCGCCAGAUGUGCUCAAGAGAUUAAGUGGGGUUGUUGGGUACGGUGAAGGGGUGACUGACGUCGUCCCAGCAUUUCAUACUUUGCCCUGGGGAGAGUGGAGAAAACUAUACCCGCAGCUUUCGUUGCUCUCUGACAUGGAAUGUCAGUCAUGGAGUAGAGUGUGGUUGCCAGAGAUCAUGCGCGGAUGGUGGCAAUGGCGUUUGUGGUUUUACCAGAAAAUGUGUGGCGCAUUCAGGCAAGAUUUAACUCCUUUUUGUGACGCCGUGCCUCACAACACUCCGGGGGGUCUGUGGAACUCUUAUUGUGCCCUAGUGACCGGCACCGAAACCGACGGUGGUGCCGAUGUUCUUGACAAGAGCAUCAACAUGUAUGCGGAGCUCAUGGCAAACCGCGACAUAUACAAUUCCGCGUGUGUGGUGGCGAAACUGGACCGUGUGCAUAAUCGCGUUUUAAAUCCUCUUCCCUGCGAUGAUCGGUUUGUGGUGUCACCGGGCUGCUCUGCAGGUUCCUUGACGUCGUCUGCACCCUUUUUGAUAUUCGCUGAGGACGCGCUUGGUGGUGCCGCUAAAUUGAUUGCUCAGCACCGCAGUUCCUUUGAUUUGAAUUCCCCACGUUACGCAUUAUUGAUCGGAGAGUCUGACGCGGUGAAGGAUGUGGCAGCAUUGUUAGACUGCGCUGUGGUUGCCACGCCCGUUUGUGCACCAAAGGUGGCUCCAUUGGGCGGAAAACCUAUGGUGGAGGUCCAAGUCCUCCCUGCUGUACACGUGGCCGACAACGAGUCCAAGGUGGCUCUCUCCAGUGCGUUGGCGUAUUUUCAGUCAACCGAGGUCCCGUACAUUGUUACAAGGGGAGGUGACGUGUCUAAACGGCUUCUGGCAGCUCUUUCCCUCGAGUUAUGCCAGCUGGCCUCAGAGACAGAGUGCUGGCGUGUAGAGGGCGUUGCCCGACGUCGGCUUGGAUUCUCCACUUGCCCAUUUGAACUCAUGGAUCGGUACGGUGCGGCUUUUAUAUCUGCCGUUAUAGACCGGUACGAGCAUAUGAAAAAUUUCGUAAGACAAGUGCCACCCGCAUCCAGGCUGUUGUUGGCGGCCGCGGGUACCGGAGGCUUUUACGACAAAACGGGGCGGAUAGCCGGUUCGGUUGCGCAACGUUUGAGGUCUGAGGAACCUACUGAUGGUGAAAUUUUUGUGAGGCUCUUAGGUACCGUGCUUAACGAGAGUUGCUCUUUACUGUUAGAUGGCACGGUAGAAUCAACAGAUGAUAUCAAUCUUGCCUCUGUGUUUUGUUUCGGUCUCAAGCCGUCGGUCGGAGGUAUUCUGUCGUGUAUGGACGACAACAUGUCGCUUUCCACCCUCGUCAGAGAAAUGUUGUACAUGUCCAGGGGUUGCAGUGGGGUCUCCACUGUUCCCUCCCCGCUGUUACGUGCCAUGGACGACGCGAGUGAAUCAUUCCGUACACUUUCUGCAGAUACCAUCCGCCGGGCGAGGGGGAACAUGUUGAAAUGA
Messenger RNA from Trypanosoma brucei brucei TREU927, 2658 nucleotides. RefSeq lists its product as hypothetical. NCBI's taxonomy places the organism in Eukaryota, Euglenozoa, Kinetoplastea, Trypanosomatida, Trypanosomatidae. Gene Ontology annotation, biological process: fatty acid beta-oxidation. Gene Ontology annotation, molecular function: enoyl-CoA hydratase activity; long-chain (3S)-3-hydroxyacyl-CoA dehydrogenase (NAD+) activity. Gene Ontology annotation, cellular component: mitochondrial fatty acid beta-oxidation multienzyme complex. Bases 1 to 2658 code for a protein of 885 amino acids. The transcript has a single exon. The record is from RefSeq and is a predicted model, not a curated record.